AUGAGAGAGAAAGGCAUUGGAGGUCUCUAUGGAUUUCCCGUAAAAAACGGAUAAAUGAAAAUUGGCUAUAGAGUACUAAAAUGGAUCAACCCAACGGAUAAGGUUAAUUAAAAGGUGAAGACAGCUUUCUCUGCAGAAUCCGAAAAAAAUGUGCCACUCUUUGGUUUUUAAAUAAUCAAGCAAUUCAUUUCAGAGCAUAUUCCAGAGGUACACAAGAUUGACGGCACUAGUCUUUGUUGGUAUUCCGAUAGUGAGUAUAAUGACUUUCUCAUCUCUUACUCGCCAUCUUAUGCUGAAAAGUCUCUCUUCACUAUUGCUGGGGAUUCGGGACAUGAAUUUAUGAUGUUUGGUAGUAUAGGUGAGAUUGUUGCCGAUAAUAAUAAUCUUGAAUCAAUCACCAGAUCCAUUUUUGAGAGACCUUUUUCGUGGACAAGGAAAAGAGAGGUCCUGAACCAUAUUAAUAAGGGUCCUGGCGAUCCUCCUGCAUUAUGCAACCAACUUAUGGCUACUAGAGGCGACUGGACAAUUAGAGGAAUAUCUAAGUUAUGAUAACAGCUCUAUAUAUAAUAAAGGUAUUGUCUUCUCCAGCACUAAGUUGUGCCUCCCAAUGAGUGGUGAAACCAGUGAAUGA
This is a messenger RNA of Lachancea dasiensis, 631 nucleotides long. The record is from the annotation of a GenBank genome assembly. NCBI's taxonomy places the organism in Eukaryota, Fungi, Ascomycota, Saccharomycetes, Saccharomycetales, Saccharomycetaceae.